Messenger RNA from Phaeoacremonium minimum UCRPA7, 1440 nucleotides. RefSeq names its product putative cytochrome p450 protein. The record is from RefSeq and is a predicted model, not a curated record. Lineage: Eukaryota; Fungi; Ascomycota; Sordariomycetes; Togniniales; Togniniaceae. The transcript has 6 exons. The coding region runs from base 1 to 1440 and encodes 479 amino acids. Gene Ontology annotation, molecular function: heme binding; iron ion binding; monooxygenase activity.
AUGAUAGGCGAUAGGUGGCUCAUCCCGCCCCUCGGUGUGGUCGUCUUGCUGCUCCUCGCCUGGAGCGUCAUUGCCACAUUGCGCCAGUACUUCCGCCUCCGGCACUUCAAGGGACCCUUCAGCACCGGCAUUUCCAAAUUGUGGCUCAUCCGCGCUGUUGGGGGAGGCAGGACUCACCUCGAUUUCGACCCAGACCUCAUGAAGCGCAUGCUCAACGUCCGCACUCCCUACAAGCGCUCCGACUGGUACAAUGGCAUGCGACUUGACCCGAGCCGAGACAAUGUUCUCUCGAUGCGAGACGACGAUCUCCAUGCCAAAUUGCGCUCCAAGAUGGCGGCAGGUUACUCUGGCAAAGAGGUCGAGAAUCUCGAGGCCAAGAUUGACCAAAAUGUCCUUCGCUUGAUUGACCUCAUUGAAACCAAAUAUGCUGCAACCCGCCAGCCCUUCGAUUUUGGCCGCAAGGCGCAGUACUUUACCCUCGACGUCAUCACCGACCUUGCGUUUGGAAAGCCUUUCGGUGACCUGUCUAGCGAUUCGGACGUUUACGAGUACAUAAGGACGCAAGAAGAGAACAUGCCUGGCAUCAUCGUGAGCACGGUAAUACCCUGGAUGCUGACCAUUCUGUCAUCGCCACUCUUCAAACGCAUGCUCCCAUCUGACAAGGACCUGAUUGGGAUUGGGAAGACCAUGGCUAUUGCCAAACAGGUUGCUGCAGAACGGUUUGGGCCCGAUCGCAAGGUUCAGAAGGACAUGCUUGGGUCAUUCGUGGCUCGCGGCCUUACGCAAGACGAGGCCGAAUCUGAGAUCCUCAUGCAGCUCCUGGCUGGUUCUGACACAACUGCAACUGCUGUCCGCGCCACACUGCUACAUAUUGUCACCAAUGCACGGGUGACCAGCUCCCUGCGCGCCGAGAUUGAGGCCGCUAAGCCAUCCUGGCCUGUCAUUACUGAUGCUGAAGCACGAGAGAUGCCUUAUCUCCAGGCGGUCAUCAAGGAAGGACUCCGCAUCUGGCCACCCGUCGUUGGACUGAUGGCCAAGGAAGUGCCCAAAGGGGGUGAUGUCUUCAAGGGCCAGUACCUCCCAGAGGGCACGCAUAUUGGCUACUGCGCCUGGGGCAUCUUCCGCCGAACGGAUAUUUGGGGAGAGGAUGCGCAGGAGUACAGACCGGAAAGGUGGCUCGAAGGCACACCCGACAAGCUGCGGGAGAUGGAGGGAACUCUGGAGCUUGUGUUCGGAUACGGCAGGUGGCAGUGCUUAGGCAAGAACGUGGCUCUGAUGGAAUUGAAUAAGGUUUUUGUUGAGCUACUGAGACGAUUCGAUCUUGUUCUUGUCGACCCUAUUAACCCCUGGCGUUCGAUUAACACCGGCAUCUUCUUGCAAUCUGAAUAUUGGAUGAAGGCUUACCAAAGGCCUCAUGCCGCUAAGUCGGCGGUCGAAUGA